This is a messenger RNA of Drosophila navojoa, 1377 nucleotides long. RefSeq names its product tRNA-queuosine alpha-mannosyltransferase. The record is from RefSeq and is a predicted model, not a curated record. Gene Ontology annotation, molecular function: glycosyltransferase activity. Lineage: Eukaryota; Metazoa; Arthropoda; Insecta; Diptera; Drosophilidae.
AACGGCCAUGGCUGAACAGGUGUACAUUGUGUUGUAGUCCAUUUAUUAUGCAUAUAUAGCGAGUGUAUUAUAAGAAAAACAUGUGCCGCUAACUUAUCCAAAGGUUAAGGUUAAACCAAGCGCAUUUAUUAAUUGCACAACUCUUGCUAGGCCCAGGCAUGACGUCUGCCAAGCCACAGAUAUUAAUUAUUGAGCCCUUUUUCGGCGGCAGUCAUAAGCAGCUGAUCGACACAUUGGUCGAAUGCCUAAAUCUGGCCGACUAUGAGAUCUUUAGCUUGCCCGCUAAGAAGUGGCAUUGGCGUGCACGCACCUCAGCGCUGUACUUCUCGCAGCUGAUUCCGCCGGAACACGACUACAAAGUGCUCUUCACCAGCUCCGUGCUCAAUUUGGCGGAGCUAAUUGGUGUGCGUCCGGAUCUGGUUAGCUGCCGGAAGAUUGUCUAUUUUCAUGAGAACCAACUGGUCUAUCCAGUGCGCGAGGUCAAGGAGCGCGACUGUCAAUACGGCCUAAAUGAAAUUCUUACUUGCCUUGCUGCGGAUGUUGUCCUCUUCAAUUCGAACUUCAAUCGCAUGUCCUUUCUGGACAACGUGCAGCCCUUUCUCAACAUCCAGCCGGACUUCAAGCUGAAGCACAUACGCGAGCGCAUCGAGAAGAAGUGCGAAGUGCUCUAUUUCCCCAUCAAGUUCCAUGCCUUUCCCAACAAGCGCCACAUGAUGGAUGCUGAGCUGAGCACGGCGGAGCCGCAUUGCCUGCAUCUGAUUUGGCCGCAUCGCUGGGAGCACGACAAGAAUCCCAAAUUACUGGUCGAAGUGCUGAUGGAGCUGAACAAGCGUCAGGUCGACUUCAAGGUGACAAUCUGCGGCGAGAGCUACCAGGCGACGCCCGAGGCCUUCGAUGGCAUACAACAGAAGCUGGGCGCCAAGCUGAUCAACUUUGGUCACUUGACGCGCGAGGAGUACAUCAAGGCGCUGCUCACCGGCGACAUUGUCAUCUCGACGGCCGGUCACGAGUUCUACGGCGUGGCCAUGCUGGAAGCCACCUAUUGUGGCUGCUAUCCGAUUGCGCCCAACAAGCUCGUCUAUCCGGAGAUCUAUCCCAAAGAGAAUCUCUACAAUACGUCCAAUUCGCUAAUCAAAAUGCUUUACAACUGGUGCCGCAAUCCGGAUAUCUUUCGCCGGCAUCGCGACAAAUUCUUCGACUACUUCAACUUUGAGCGCUACUCGGCCCAGCAUCUGGUGCCCAAGUACAUGGAGAAGAUGCGCAUUACGGUCUAAUCUCCAGUCUGGGGCCGCAACGAAUUUAGUUCUGUAAGCACACACAACGAAAACUUGACCAAUUUUGUUUAGAUCUAGUAGCUGCGCAAGUAGAGGCCAUGCG